Messenger RNA from Ceratina calcarata, 8139 nucleotides. It is a transcript of the gene Octalpha2R, whose product is annotated as alpha2-adrenergic-like octopamine receptor. The record is from RefSeq and is a predicted model, not a curated record. Gene Ontology annotation, molecular function: G protein-coupled receptor activity. Gene Ontology annotation, biological process: G protein-coupled receptor signaling pathway. The transcript is spliced from 3 exons. NCBI's taxonomy places the organism in Eukaryota, Metazoa, Arthropoda, Insecta, Hymenoptera, Apidae. Gene Ontology annotation, cellular component: plasma membrane. Bases 2920 to 4977 code for a protein of 685 amino acids.
UCUCGCUCACACACGCACGCGUGGUACGCGUGCACGUACAGACAGAGAGAAGGAAUACGCGCGCGAAACGGAGUGUUGGUACGGGGGAUCCACGGCACGGACACGCGCACAGAACGGAACACCCUCUCGCCGGGUCACGCCGGUGUGUGGUGGACCGAGUUACACGCGCACAUGCACACCGUCGCUCUCGUUCUUUCUCACGCCCCGUCCCCCUCGCCCCAUCGGACUUUCUUCGUCGCACGCGAUCCUGCGAGGAGAGAGACUAUCCAGCGAACGACACGAGAGGGAGUCCGAGUUCCUGGCUCGUCCCUCGCGGCUGCAGUGCGUUCGCAAACAUCCACGAGACAACCUCGAGGUGUCCGAGGCACCGCGUAGACAAGCACGCACGCCGCACGGCACACGCAACGUCACCCGUGUCAAACGCCACGAGGGCGGAGGAUCCGCGAGCCGAGAUCCCGUGAAUCUCCUCCCGCGUAAAGAUCGACUUUGCACGUUUCGUCGAUUGCCUCGCUGCCUCCUGGCGAUUUUUCUAAUGCUGUGACACUUGGACCGACCGAGUCGCUGUAUUCCAGGAAAGAGUCCUACGAUCCCUGCAACUCUCGUCCGACCGAGUGGUGUCCCGUUCGCGACGUGUGCACUACUCCACCCUCGAACUGUUUACCUUCACCGAGUCUAGUCACGAUCUCAAGCUUCCCGCGCGUGUUCCGGCUGCUCCGAUCCGGCCUACUCGAACUCGGGAAAUCGUUCGCGGAAUCUCGAGGGCGUAGGAAAACGUGACGAGAACGUAAGCAGCGCGAAGACGCUGGUCCCUUCUCCCAUCGUUAAAGCCCGGCACCGAAGAGUCGUCCCCGAUGAAAGGGAGGAGGAUUACAGUGUUCUGAGGCGCGCGAGGAAAGGUCGUUGAUCGUGCGCUGUCAGACGAGGUAACGAUCGGCGAUCGUCGAAGACUUGGCUCUUCAUGGGAAAUGAAUCGAACGGGAACGCGUGGCGGACGUCGCGAAGCACGAUGGAGAAGCUAGCAGCGUGACGAGUCGGGCGAGCGGACCGCGAUCGUUGCCGCUGAUUUCGCGAAAUUACGGAAGAGGAGGAGGAACGCAUGUACCGAGAGUGACGGGAGCUGAUCGAAGCCGACAGUCCGCGGUGGAGAGAAAGACUUUCACUCCGCGUCGAGGAACUUUGCCUGAUCAGCUGACGCGCCGAGUUUGGUAAUAGCUGGGAGGACUCGACUUUCUAGGACACGGUGCGCGUGAACGAAAUCCUGUUGAUUCCGCAGUGUGAAACGGGAGGAAGGUUAAGGGACGCGGGCCAAAGGUUCAGGGGCGUGUAUCGACGAACUUCGAGCGUGUAAAUAGGUGUACAGAAGGGUCGAGGACGUCGACUCUGAUCGAAGAAACGUCCCGGUUUCAUUCUCCUCUCUCAUCCCGCGCGCCGCGCCGCUCUAUCCUCUCCAUUUUCCCUCGCGAUAUUACUUAAUAAUAACGAUAAAAGGAACCGUUACGGCUAAGGACCAACUCGCGCUUAGAGCCGGUUCGAAUAAAAAGGUGAACAGCCUCCGUAGAGGAUUGUAAGAACGAGUAAAGUGCACGCACGGAUUGCGCACGGUGCACGCGUAGGUCUUAAUUAGAAAAUUAAUAAUUGUCGGAUUUUCGUUCUCUCUCGGCCCGGCGUGGCUCGAUUUCGAUUCUGUUCCAAUCGGUUACUAACGAGACGAACGAGGUGUACGAUCGUAACGUUUCGUAAAAGUCGCAAGUCGGAGCAGUACGGGUAAAAUACACAUUACGCAUACGUAUAUGCAGCGCUUAGCCUUUUUAGCCGUGACGCGCGCGUAAUUAAUUAGCACGCGGGCAUCGUUCGCUGACGCAACGAGGAACCACCGAGGGUAGGAGCGCGUCGAGGUUUUCAAACUCGUGGUCGCCUCCUCGGUAAUGGUUUGACAGGGUCGAUCGUUGCUCGCGCGACUCGCAGCCUGGAACGAAGCUGUCCGCGAAGAGUCGAGCUCUUAAUCUAAUUGUAAGAGGAAGGUAAAAAAAAGGGGGACCAAUUUUUCACGCCCAUUCUCGAUCUUCGCGUCUAUUCUUUCUCGUCUCUCCCUCUCUCUCUCUCUCUCUCUCUCUCUCUUUCACUCUCUUGCCCUGUCUCUUUCGUUCUUCUACGCUGUCCGCCUUUAUCUCUUUAAUCCAACCAGCUAGCCAGCCAGCCAACUAGUCAGCCAGCCGGGGGACUAUCCAUAAAUCUUUCCGUACGCUCUUUCCGUAUUAACUCCGUCAUCGUGAGACUGGCCGGAAUACCGGGGAAUACGAAGGAGUCGCAACUCACGCAAGCAAUAAAUCAAGGGCCAACCUAGCACCGCGACAAUCGGAGUGCACCGAGACUACGUUGUUCUCUGGUACGCAGAGUCGCGAUCGUUGCCUGGGAUUCGCCGAAUACAUAAAAUUCUAAAAGGUCGCUUCGGGCCAACGAGCGAUCCUCCGUACUGACUGACCACGCACUCGACGAACAAGCUACUAGGAUUCCCGGAAGAGGACUUAUUUCGUACCUGCGUUACAUAAGUGGCCAUCGAGGGAACGGUGCAAGUAACUUGAAAAGCAGAAGAGCAGCCGUCUCGACUAUUCCAAUCUCCCCGCCUCGAAGGAGAAAGAGGAAAAGAAUUAUCGAUCGCGUCGUGCAUCGGGCAGGCAGCUAGGGGGCCCGGUCAGCCGCGCUCAGCCAUUGUCCGUUUGAUGACGAUGACAUCAUCGUGAAACGGGCAUGACGCCCCUGGCCUCGAGAUGCGACGAGACCACUACCGUCCUGCUGCUGCUGCUGCUACUCGAGCUGGCGCCCGGUGCACGCUGUCACCCGGUACGCUCGGCCGCCGCGACGACGUCCGCCCCGACUUUCACGAGAUAGCAUCAACAGUCGACGACGAGGGUGCGAGUGAUGCCGCUCCUCGGCAGAAUUAUGACCAUCGACGCCGAAGGUAGUCCGACUACGACGCCGUCAACGUCCACCAACGUCUUCGACGAGAACAUGACGUGGUAUCGACCGAGCGAUGGCCCUACGUCUUCCACUAGCGAACAGACCGGCGAACGCCAACUGCAUCGGCUGAUAGCGGCUGCUGCGACGACUGCCACGUCCGGCUCGAGCGCCGGCGACCGCCGACCGAUCACCGGCGACCGACCAACGAGCGAACGACCCGGCAACGAGACGGACAACCUCCGACGAGAGGAGAACACGGUCAAAACCGACGACUGUACCUGCGCCAGAUCGAGAUUCGAGGUCACCGGGCUACCGUUCCUCGUUACCUCGACGUACUCCGACCAAGUGGAAGUCGCUAAUAGGAGCGAGGAGAGCGCCGUCGACUUAACCGGUACCACCGACCGGGAGGACGCCGAAGGACUGAGAGAGCUUGAACUGUUGUUCGGGUUGGGCGGCAUAAUGGAGGAUCUCGGCGGGUCGUUCAACGAUUCGUUCAACGAGAGUCUCCUGUGCAACGACAGUCUGUGCAACGAAACUUCGUACAUCGUGUUCGGGGAGAGCCUGUACCCGUCGGGGUACACGCUGCCCCACAUCAUACUGGCGUCCGUGUUAGCGACGAUGCUGAUGAUCGUGAUCGUCGUGGGUAACAUGCUCGUGAUCAUCGCGAUAGCCACCGAGAAAGCGUUGAAGAACAUUCAAAACUGGUUCAUAGCCAGCUUGGCGGUGGCAGAUUUCUUCCUCGGUCUGGUCAUCAUGCCGUUCUCGUUGGCGAACGAGAUCAUGGGAUACUGGAUCUUCGGUUAUUGGUGGUGCGACAUUCACUCGGCGAUGGACGUGUUGCUGUGCACCGCCAGCAUCAUGAACCUGUGCCUGAUAAGUCUGGACAGGUUCUGGAGCAUCACGCAGGCGGUGGAUUAUCUGAAGAAGAGGACUCCUGCCAGAGCCGCGUUAAUGAUCGCUCUCGUGUGGCUCCUCUCCGCCCUCGUUUGCAUCCCUCCGCUGUUGGGCUGGAAGAGACCCACUCCGGCCGAGGAGUACCCCAAGUGCAAACUUUCUGAGGACAUUGGUUACGUGCUCUACUCCGCGCUCGGCAGCUUCUACAUCCCCUCGUGUAUCAUGGUGUUCGUGUACAUACGCAUUUACUUCGCGGCGAAGGCGCGGGCGCGUCGCGGAAUCCGGAAGCAGCCGCGGCCGCGGGCCAUGGCGCCGCCGGAGUCGCCGGACGUCCGGCAGACCAGCUUCACACAGAGCACGCCCGCGACCGAGACCAAGAAACCGCCUGGUUCCGUCAUGGAGAACGUAGCCACCAUCGAGAACCAACCGGUGCAAAUUCCGAUCGUCACAUGCGAUUUCGCCAGCGACGUGAGCACGUCCGAGGCGGAUCCGGGCGGGGGAAGCAGCAUCCCGAUGGAAGAGAAGGAUACGCUCAAGGUGACGAUUACGGUCCCGAUGCAAAAGAGUAAUCUGAAGGCGACUCUUUCGGUGAACGGGGACGGUCAGUCGAGUGUGCCGCCGCGAUGCAGGGCGCCAAGCGUCGGCAUCGACGUGGACAUGGUAUCGGAGUUCGACCCGUCCUCAUCGGACAGCGGCGUGGUAUCUAGAUGCGCGGUGGUGAAGCCGCUGAAGUUGCGACUCUGUCAGCCGAUCUUCGGCCGGAAGCACUUGGGCAAAGUGAAGAAGGACCACGGAGACGGCGGCCGUCCCUCUGGGAAAGACGACGGAGGCGAGAAGGCGAUGAAACCGCGGGACCCGGAGAGAGAGAAGAGGAGACUGGCCAGAAAGAAAGAGAAACGGGCGACACUGAUACUCGGUUUCAUAAUGGGCAGCUUCAUCGCCUGCUGGCUACCGUUCUUCGUCCUGUACAUCUUGAAACCUCUGUUCCCCAACAUCGAUAUACCUUCGCAAGCGUUCGUGAUCGCGUUCUGGCUGGGUUACAUGAACUCUGCGCUGAACCCGUUUAUCUACACCGUGUUCAACAAGGACUUUCGUCGCGCGUUCCGCAGGAUACUGUUCAAAUAGCCCCGGCGAGGAUGAGCGGACGCGCUCGAACCUGUUACGGUUAUCACGAACGAGGAAAGGCCGUCGCGAUGGAAACUGGCCGAAACGGGGAGAUAGAGCAAGAGACGACCGGUCUCGGCCCGAAAACGGGGCACGUUUAUGCACGGCGGUGCCCUGGGAAAUUCGGAGUCGACGGUAAAAGCUCUCGCGGGAAACUCCCUUUGGAAUAUAAACUAAGGGAAAUUCGAGUCGGAUGGAAUUGUCGAGUACGCGACGUCCUGGAAGAUUCGCGUGUGACGCAGCCUCGGCACCUGCCGUACUCCUUCCGCGAAGGAUAACGCGAGUCCUGGAGGAAUCGCGAGAAAACAACGAAAGAGAGAGACCUGAAAAAUUCGAUGGCCCGCUGACGACGAUGAACCCUGUAUGAGGCGUCCCGCGUGCCGCUGCGGCGACAGCUUCUGAUGCCGCGGAACUGGCCGUCGAUUCGACGUGACACCCGCCGAAGACUGAUGGAUUUCACCGAUUCCUACGUCGUGAUUCAAGAUAAUCGCGUGGAGAGUGGAAAUAACGUUCCCCAGUGAGUUCACGCUCGAGCUGAUCACGAACCUCGUGUGUCACGUCUACGAGAAAUCGAGCCCGUCGAGAAAUUAGAGGAGGACGACGAACACCUUGAUUCUCCGAGUUCCUUCAACGCCCACGAACGCAGACGGCACGCGGUCCGAUUGUAAAUUAAACGUCGCGACAAUCCACUUACAUACUAUGUAUCGAUGUACGUGAAUGUAGAUAUGUAUAGCUGUAUGUGUGUAUAUAAUAUAGCCGCUGCACGCGGCUCGUCCGAAAAGCUAUUUCUUUGUUCUCGGUUCGAACAACCAAGAGUGACCAAGAAGCGAGCGUAUUCGCGUUCACCCGAGUUUCGAAUCUCGCUUCGGAAUUGCGUGUGCCGGUCUGGUACCCGUUUCCGUGGACCGAGACGCGGGAGAAACAAACUUUUGAAGCUGCGACACGGGGGACGGCCAAGUUUCCUCGAGAAAAUCUGAGCGUGUCGUGGUUUGGAAAAGAAAGGAUAACAACGGGGAGGGUGAGUUUCGAACCUGUUCUGUUUCGCGAGACGCGAAACUUCUGACACGCCUGGCAUACAUGUGUAAUAACACCUGAUGGUCGUGGGAUAUAAUGUACGGGUGAAAAGAAUCUCGACGCGAGAAAUCGUUAUUCGAAACGAGGCGAGUAUGCUUCCUAUCGAUAGGUACACGUACGCGUACACAUCUCCGCAUAACACGAACCACGCAGACACGCACAUGUACAUCGCAUUUAGAGACGGUGGAAACGUGGACACGCGGCAACGUUUUAAUCGUGUAGAGUCGUUUAAUCACGAGAAAUUUUUCCAAUUCUACGAUUAUAAAUAAAUGGGUAAGGAUGACGGAGAAAUGUAUGUAUUACCGUAAAAACGUAGGAGAUUUUCCGGUUUAAUCGAAUCGAAUCAAAAGAGGAAUAGUGCGGGUGAAGGGAGUUUCGAAAUGUAUUCGGUUUCAGCGGACGAGAUUAAAAUUCGCGCAACACGAUUACAUGGAAAUCAGGAGGAUGAUAUGACGCGAAGGGAGAACGCGGGAUUUUUAUCUCGAUCGGUUUCAUAUUAUUAAAUUUAAUCGCGCUUGAAUGCGUAGGCGAGACCUGAAUGCGUGCACCUUUAUUUGUUUACUGGGACCGAUCGAAACCAACACAGAGGACCCGAUGCGGUUUCAAUUAUUACGCGGCAUUACGCAAUGUUUGCACGUUGCGCCGGGGUGCCAAUUCGCGAUCGGCACCCGCUUCAUAAUUUAACGGCCGCGCCGGUUUCACCGAAGCACGCACUGAAUCCGCUCUCAUCAAAAUCGAUUAAUCCCGACUCUCGAAACCGGCCCCACCUAUCCUCCCUUUAAUCCUGAACACCGACUCUAUUUAAUCGAUUAUCGCAUCUGUACUAUAUCCCUCGCUUUCCAUCGUUCCAAUCGAUUCGACGAACAGCUUCCGUCGACGUCACUGUGUUCACUCAUUUCUGCGACCCUUACGUGUUAAAUUGACGCGGAAACGGUGGAUCAAAAGACAAAUGAAAAAAGCUCGAAGAAAUAUCACGAAAAACGGAAUUACAUACGGACUAUAAAAUUGCCCUGGAUCGCGUGCAACGAGUAACUGAAAAUAGAAAACAAGGGCUGUGCAAUCGGUGCUGGUAAAUCGAAAAAGAAGCAACAUGAAUUUUCGGAAACAAUUUCCUGUUACUUUUUCACCGAUGUGGCCAAUCCAGCCUCUCUAUUUCACAGAUUAAAGAUCAUCCCUUUGCCAACGCCAUUUGACCGCGAGGAAUAAAAAAUUUUUUUCGGUUUGCCUCCCGGGCUCGAAAUCCAGGUAUUUUCGUUCGAGGGUCGGGAUUUAAAGUCCCCUCGAACACGAACAUAUCUCUGAUUCUAUUUUGUUUUUCAAUUAUGUUUCAAAUAACAUCCGAGUUCGAGACACCUGUUUUCUCAUGAAUAUUUCUCAUAAGUUUUCACGAGAUUUUGUUAUUUGAAAUAAAACGACAGAAAUUCAAGAACGAAGUGCUUUUCAAUCCCGGAUAAUCUUUAAGAAGAAUUUCGAAUUCAAAAUUGAAAUAAAUUACAGAUCUUCGAGAAUAAUGUUUAGCUUUGGUGGUUGAAUCUGGGUUUCGCUGGAAACCUCCCCAACUCGGAGAUCUUCUCCCAGAAGUUACCAGCAUACCAUAUUUGCUUCGAGUUCGCCAGCGAAACUAAUUUACAAAUUAACCGUAGCCGCUUUAUGGCCAUCUACGUGACACGCAACACGGCGCAACGAUAAAUCAAUAAGGCGUGCAUACGUGAGCGUCCAUACCUGAUGCGUCCUUAGUCGCACGCGUUUGUCUGGUUUUCUCUUCGCAUUAUCUCUCUCCGUGCUGCACGAACUGGGGCAAAGUGUUCGCCGAAUGGAGUAACAAGACGGUGUGUGCAAAAUACAGCGAGCAACGCCAACAGGAGUCAUGUUCAAAUUGCGACGUUCGAUUAUCAACUUGAGUUAAAUACAUCUAAUAGCACGGACGAAGUCUAUUUUAUUUUAGAUCAUUUCUGCACGAUGAUUUUUGGAACCGUUAUUUUAAUUGAUAGCCGCAGCCUUAAGGAUGUAUUGGCUAUACAGUCAAUCCCAAAAGUUUAUGCACUUUAG